Molecule: messenger RNA, 1689 nt
Organism: Pelobates cultripes (western spadefoot toad)
Lineage: Eukaryota; Metazoa; Chordata; Amphibia; Anura; Pelobatidae
Source: the annotation of a GenBank genome assembly
AUGAACUUGGAACGGGUCCCCAAUGAAGAAAAAUUGCAGCUGUGCAGGAAAUAUUACCUGGGUGAGUGUUUGUAUUGGGCAGGGUGCUUUCCGAUUCAUUGCUGUGACUAAUGCUGCUAUUCCCAGUCAGCGUGUAGCUAUACAUGAUGCACUCUGUGACUAAUGCUGCUAGUCCCAGUCAGUGUGUAGCUAUACAUGAUGCACUCUGUGACUAAUGCUGCUAGUCCCAGUCAGCGUGUAGCUAUACAUGAUGCACUCUGUGACUAAUGCUGCUAGUCCCAGUCAGUGUGUAGCUAUACAUGAUGCACUCUGUGACUAAUGCUGCUAGUCCCAGUCAGUGUGUAGCUAUACAUGAUGCACUCUGUGACUAAUGCUGCUAGUCCCAGUCAGUGUGUAGCUAUACAUGAUGCACUCUGUGACUAAUGCUGCUAGUCCCAGUCAGUGUGUAGCUAUACAUGAUGCACUCUGUGACUAAUGCUGCUAGUCCCAGUCAGCGUGUAGCUAUACAUGAUGCACUCUGUGACUAAUGCUGCUAGUCCCAGUCAGUGUGUAGCUAUACAUGAUGCACUCUGUUACUAAUGCUGCUAGUCCCAGUCAGUGCGUAGCUAUACAUGAUGCACUCUGUGACUAAUGCUGCUAGUCCCAGUCAGUGUGUAGCUAUACAUGAUGCACUCUGUGACUAAUGCUGCUAGUCCCAGUCAGUGUGUAGCUAUACAUGAUCUCCCUCCUUCCAAGCAAUUCAUGUUUUAUCUUAUGUGAUUUAUUUGUUUGUUUUCGGUAAACAGAGAGGCUUCCAGCUUUUUAUGACAGCCAGUGGGUUUAACAAUUUGGACUGUUACCAUGACAACCUAAGGAUUUGAUUACUGAUCUCCGUCUGUGUCUGAUGGUGUCUUUGCAGGUGGAUUUGCGCUCCUGCCGUUCCUGUGGUUGGUGAAUGUCCUGUGGUUCUUUAAGGAAGCUUUUUUCAAACCAUCGUAUACAGAACAGCCUCAGAUCCAGAGCUGUGAGUGUGAUGGCAUCUAAUGCAGUUUACAAGGGUUGUCCACACAUAACAAUUCUUUAGGAAAUCUGUUGAUUUUCUGUGUCUCCCACACCAACACAGACACGAACCUCUCUCUAUUAUGGAGAUUUCCAAUACUGAUUUUGGAAAAUAGAGUGCAUUUUGCCUUUAGAAAGGACUGUGUGUGUCUGGGAGCUGAGAACUGAGCAGGAGCAAAAGUAGUUGUGUAAUUUAAUGACCGUAUGGAGUUUUCUCGAAAUUCUAAAACCUGAUUAAACAGAGAAAUUGUGUAGCUCUUUAUUUAGCAUGAGAUGGUUUUCCUUUUUGGAAACUUGUGUAUAUAUUACAGAGUGCUCUGUCAAAUCACAAACCAAGGGUUAGAGGAUUUUACACACUAAACAGUAAGCUGUGCUGUAUAACAAUUACUUUACAAAAUAAUAAAAUAGUUGAAAAACUAUUUUUGGGAGCUUGCUUGGCUGAUUUUUUAUUUUUAUUUCUUUGCUUGCUGUUUUAGUAGGGGUUAUUUACGGGUCUGUCUUCUCCCCACAGAUGUAAAACGUUCAGGUCUUGGUCUCUUCAUCUGGGUGGUCAUUUUAACAACUUGGAUCAGCAUCUACCAAACCAACCGGGCCAGUUGGGGUGCUACUGGGGACUAUCUGUCAUUCACUAUCCCACUAGGCAUCCCCUGA